Messenger RNA from Scleropages formosus (Asian bonytongue), 2690 nucleotides. It is a transcript of the gene cmtm3, whose product is annotated as CKLF-like MARVEL transmembrane domain containing 3. The transcript is spliced from 5 exons. The record is from RefSeq and is a predicted model, not a curated record. Lineage: Eukaryota; Metazoa; Chordata; Actinopteri; Osteoglossiformes; Osteoglossidae. The coding region runs from base 336 to 851 and encodes 171 amino acids. Gene Ontology annotation, cellular component: membrane.
CAAAGCGCUCUGCUUCGUCUUCGCGUGCUAACAUGUGUUUUGAUACAGUUUGAAUAAGUUUGUAAAAGGACACACACAUACAAGCAGAGCGGAGGAGGUCGCUGGAGACGCGUCUGCGGAGGAGCUCACUCUGGGGGGUGUGACCGCUCUAUCUCUCUUUCUCUCACACUCACUCGCAUACUAGUCUGCAGAUGUUCGCAUGUUGCUCUCCAGCUCGACUCGGACUCUCUUUCCGUUUCUACUGCACACACACAGACACGCACACACAUCUGCUCGAGGACCUCUUGCAGACCCCGGGUGUGAGCUGUGUGUGUGUUUGAGCUGAGAUCUCCUCCAUGGGGGACCAAGAGUCUCCCAGCGGUGGCGGCGGCGGCGGCGGCGGGCCCGGAAUCGCGGCGCUCCUCCCGGGGAGGGACGUGGUCACGUCGCGGAAAGGACAGCUGCUCAUCGCCGAAGUGGUGCUGUCUUUCAUCAUUUUUGUAUGCUUCGUGGCGUCCGUAGCGGCCGCCUUCGUCACAGCGCCCCUCAUCGAGUUCCUCCUGGCGCUUUUCCUGCUCUUCGCCUACUCCACCAAGUUCAACGAGCGGUUCAAGGGCUUUCACUGGCCGUUGAUGGACUUCCUGCGUUGUGUCAGUGCCUCCAUCAUCUUCUUCAUCAUCUCCAUAAUCUCCGUCUCCAAGUACUCGGACGGGGCUUCCAAGGCUGGAGGAGUGUUUGGGUUCAUAGCGACCAUUGUUUUUGCGCUUGACUUCUACUUCAUCUUCAAUGACCUGGCCAACUUCCUCAAGGAAGGCGGGGGAACAGCCGAGGAGCCGCCAGCAGGCAACGACUCGGACUCGGACUCGGACUGAGCCGCGGCCCAAAGUGCUGAUUGGGGUGGUCCAAGCAGCUGGCCUAAAAAAUUGGUUUACACCACUGCUCCCGAAGGCUGAGAAAUCUGCCACAUAAAAAGAGUUUAAGAGCUUAAGGUUUCCCUGUUCUGUGUCACCAGUAUUUCUUUUGUUUCACUUGUUCCUCCUAAGCUGUGAAGAACACAGUAUUUUUGAGACUGUGCAGUGCUGGUGCUUAUACUGCACUUGUACGGUGUUUAAAGUUCAGUAUUGUCAUAUCUUGUUUAAUGUGGGGAAAAGGGGACACACGCAACAGGACACUAACAUUUAUUUUUAUAUUCUUUUUUAUAUUCUCAUUUGAAGAACAAUAAGGUGAAUAAUGAGCCUUUGUUGUGGAAAGUGCCAAAUAAUGGAGCAUUUGUUCCAGUUGUGUUCUUAAAAAUGACUGACUAACUUUAAAUGCAAUAUACCACAGAGGUCAGUAAGUUUAAAUGUUUAAGCAGAAGGUUUAAAAAUCUGGUUUGAUAUUUCAUUGGUGGCUACAGUGACCAGUGGCCACAGGGAUCACAUUUCCAGCUGGAUUUUGUUUUUCUUCACAAGAUGUGCCUCACAAUGCAGUUUCUCCACUUGGACCUUAAUGCUUCAUUGUGCUUAUAUGUGCUUGGAGAUUAACUUUGUUUUACGUUUCAAAAUUGCUUUUCCAAAAUAAAAGACUUUUUUUUUUUUUUUUAAAAAAAAAAGGGCCCUUCAAGCUUGUAGUGAGGAACCGUGUGAGCUGCGUGCAAUUCUAGAACAAAAAAGGUGGAACAUACUGGUGUGAACCCAAAAAAUGCUGAAAAUCAUAAAAAGCAUCACUGCAAAGGGCACCUGGUGCCUGGACAGCCCAGCCUGACUGUCUGUCAUGACAGGGAUGAAUAUUGCAGUAAAUAUCAAAGAAAAAUACAAUAUUUCAUUAAUAUGCUGAAGAUCACAAAAUCAGAACAGUUUAUUCUCAUUGUGGACACACUUACAUGGAAUUAUGCUAACACAAAAUGUCAAUAUAAUAUAGGUGAAUGGAGAGAAAAACACUCAAUGAACAACUGAAAUACACCCAGUAAGGAGGAGGAGGAAAAAAUAUAUAUUACAAUGAAAAUCCACUCUCAUAGUGAGACUGCAGAAAUGUUUCCUUGGACCUACAACAUUGUAUUAACUGUAACCGAGGCAGCAAUGUUUUCACAAGUACAAUUCAAAUAUAUUAAAAAUUGUGUUAAUUUACAUCUUUCAGUGGACUACAUAACUGUCCUCAUCAGGCAUGUUGCAUCACACACUCCUGGUACACAGAAAUAUUAUUUUCUGCUGCCUGGGAGACUCUGUCAUCAAAUUUGUCAUCCAUUGUCUGGAUGUACUGAGAAAAAGUUUUGACGUACAAAAUAGCCACGUUACACAUGUGACACAUUUUGACAGUAAGAAAAAUAUUCACUGAUUUAAAAAUAUAUUUAACAGACUCGAGGAAACUACACACAAUCACACUGGAUAAGAAACAGCACUUCCUUAUGGUUGCCAAGGUGACCUGUCAUAUUAGCCCCUCUACGUAUUACAGGUACAAUUUUCCUUGAACAAGGUAAUUCCAGGAAAAAUAUGUGACUGAAAAAUUACUUUUCAAAAACAUUCUUGGUGAAAAAUCAAUUGUUCUGAAAUGAUGAUUUUGGCUAAAAAAAUAAUGAAUUUGCACAAGUUCUCUGCUCCACUAGACGUGUUUGACGAAUUCCAGGUAUGAGAGUCAGUUCCGUGUUGUUUACAUAUGCACUGACAUAGAACAUGAACAGAACAGGCGUGCUGGCACAGCAGGUUCAGCUAGUGCUGGCCGCAUGGUAGGUCUGG